Messenger RNA from Penicillium coprophilum, 870 nucleotides. Its product is annotated as putative short chain dehydrogenase/reductase. NCBI's taxonomy places the organism in Eukaryota, Fungi, Ascomycota, Eurotiomycetes, Eurotiales, Aspergillaceae. The coding region runs from base 1 to 870 and encodes 289 amino acids. The record is from RefSeq and is a predicted model, not a curated record. The transcript has 5 exons.
AUGGAAGAAUAUACGCACAAGGGGCCUGUUGAUUGUAACCAGCCAAUCAAUGUGGAGAACCUCAAAGGAAAAACAGCAAUUGUCACUGGUGGUGCCAACGGUUUGGGAGAGGCCUACGUCCGAGCUCUGGUUGCCGCCGGAGUCAAAGUCUGUAUCGGCGACCCUGACGUUCAAAAAGGAAGCGAGUUAGAACAAGAACUUCCUGACAUCAAAUUCAUUCGCUGCGACAUCACCAAGUGGACUGACCAAGUGGAACUCUUCCGUCAGGCUGUCCUCUUCUCUUCAACUGGGUUAAUUUCACAUGUCAUAGCCAACGCGGGUAUUCAUCGUCGAGACGAAGUUUUUUCGUACUCUGGUGAUGACCAGGAGCCAGAAGAGCCCGAUCUCAGCGUCAUUGAUGUCAACAUCAGAGGUACUCUCUAUACCGCUAAAUUGGCCGCACAUUAUUUUAUUCGGCAGAGUGGUACACAUGCAUCGCAAAAACAAGAGGAUUCAUCUCUGGUUUUAAUCGGAUCGGGUGCGGCUUUUCUGGACUGUCCACGGAGUCCUCAAUAUAGUGCAAGCAAAUGGGCCAUGCGCGGAAUUAUGCACUCGUACGUCAAAACAAACAUCUUAUCAGAUGAUGUUUUCAAACAUGUAUGCAAUGUGGGAGUUGAGUUAGCGAAGGCAGAAGAUGCGGGCCAAUGCCUGCUAAGGAUCCUCAGCGACCCUAAAAUCAAUGGGCACUCGUUAUUUGUUUCAGGAAGAAAGUGGGCUUCUAGCGGAUACCUUGAUCUUGACUUGGAUGAUUACCCGCAGAAUGCACUGAUACAGGAGAUACAGGAAGACCAAAUGAGAUCGGCACCUGUCUCUUUAGGCUUGUUUGGAUGA